This is a messenger RNA of Cladophialophora immunda, 2072 nucleotides long. RefSeq lists its product as uncharacterized. The record is from RefSeq and is a predicted model, not a curated record. Gene Ontology annotation, biological process: vesicle-mediated transport; intracellular protein transport; vesicle fusion. Gene Ontology annotation, cellular component: SNARE complex; membrane; endomembrane system. The transcript has 3 exons. Gene Ontology annotation, molecular function: SNARE binding; SNAP receptor activity. Lineage: Eukaryota; Fungi; Ascomycota; Eurotiomycetes; Chaetothyriales; Herpotrichiellaceae. Bases 271 to 1326 code for a protein of 351 amino acids.
UUGAUUCUCCGGGCCAUACCUUCGUCACCGUCCACAAGUCGCCGUUGCUGUCCACUUUGCUCAUCGGCUGCCUGUGUCGCGCAACCUAUGCUCAAUGCCGCUCUGACAAUACCUGCUGCUCCGAUGGCACUGAGUUCCUGAGCAUCGUCUGAACUACAUCCUCCCCCCUACUCAGCUAUAUCGUCGACCAGCAUGCCAGUCAGAGCAACCAAAGAUCAAGCGGAAGACCACAGUCACAUGUGAUCGCCCUCCAUUCCACCAAAUCUCAAUAUGUGGAGGGAUCGGACGAAUCUCUAUAUCUCUUAUCGCCAGUCAUAUUCCCACCAUCCCGCGAAGAAGCCCCGACUCCCAUCCUCCUCGAACGGCUAUGGCGACCAAGCAUCGGAGGAGACCAGGGGACUCAUGUCCGUUGGGGCAUACGAGAAUGAUGGCGAUGCGGUCAUAGAGAUGGAUCUGCUCCCCCCACGCUGGAUCGAUGUCCAGGACGAAGUCAGCGACAUCCUCAAGGACAUCACACUCAAAGCUGCAAAGUUGGAAAAGCUUCAUUCAAAACAUGUCCUUCCGGGUUUCGAUGACGAGUCGAUCAAGCUGCAGGAGGAGCGUGAAAUAGAGCAGCUCACGACGGAGAUAACGAGAGGCUUCCAGGAAUGCCAAAAGGCCAUCAAGCGCAUCGAGAGUAUGGUUAAAGAGGCGAGGGAGACAGGCAACCUUCAAAAAGGGGACGAGAUCAUGGCGAAGAAUAUACAAGUCGCUCUAGCAUCUAGAGUUCAAGAAGUCAGCGCCACAUUUAGGAAGAAACAAAGCAAUUACCUCAACAAGCUUCGCCAAUUGGGUGGCUUCGAAUCACCAAUUGGCCGUUCAUCGACUCCGAUUCCAGUUCAGAACCCAUACUCCGACCCAGCCUUGCUGGAGUCUGACGCCGACAAACGGCUAGGACAAUCAGCAUUACAGCAAACAGCGCAGAAGCGAUUGCACAGAAACGACACCGCCAUUGCACAACGCGAACAGGAAAUCAACGACAUCGCCAAAGGCAUCAUUGAGUUGGCCGACAUAUUCCGUGAUUUACAGGCAAUGGUUAUCGAUCAGGGCACCAUGCUCGAUCGCAUUGACUACAACGUGGAACGCAUGGCUACAGAUGUGAAAGGAGCAGAGAAGGAGCUCAUCGUCGCAACCAACUACCAACGACGCAACACCAAGCGCAAAAUUCUGCUCUUGUUGUUGCUUCUUGUUAUUGGCAUGUUUGUCCUCCUGCUCAUCAAACCGAAGAAACGAGCGCAACCAGUGCCACCUCCUGCAACCCCCGCGAAUCCCGACAGUCCGCCUUAAAGCUGGAUAUGAAUGGUGUAUAACGCGGUCGCGAAAUCCCUGCCGGAGUCUGAAAGGGGGCUACACACCAUCCGGCCCUCUCAUUCUGGUCUGGGCAACACUAUUUCCGUUGAAGGGCGAGACCGCGUUGUCUCGGUCGGAGGAUCUUAUCAGAUGGCAACCGCUCUGCCCUUUGAAACAUCCAGGGUAUUCUUCACCAAACCGGAGUCUUUCCGAUAGUCUACGCGGAGAGAAAGUCCAAGAGAGUUCCACAGAACUACAGAGACUCGAGAGGGAAUCCCAUCCAGAGGCUCGUGGUGCACAUGGAGGUUAGGUUACGAGGGCUAUACUACCUUGCCCUUCCGGACGUCUGCCCUCUUGAACAGGCCCACAACUUCGUCGAAACAGAGGCCAACUUGAAGUAGCUAUGUUGUAACAUGAUAGAUCCUCAGCUCGUCCUUAUCAUACACGGGGAGAAUCAUUGGAAUAUUUUCAACUCUUUUUCCGGAAUGUGUAUUAACACGAAUACUAUAGUGGUCAAAGUCUAGCACCAGCUCUUUGUCGAAGGUUCAGAUACCUGUGUUGUACAUGGCAUGCUGUGUAGACCAUCCAAAUAGAAGAUGCCAGCCAGGGGAUUGAUAAUGUGCGCUUCGGAUGUGUUUGCCGUUGCUGUUCACUGUCCCGUAUUCGCGCUUGUCACUCAAUAACGACCCAGUCGCCUCAUACCCCGUCUGACUUUCUCCCGUGGUGUUUCUCGUUUUUGGCAA